GCAUGAUUUGGAAUUGAACGGACCGAUGCUUUCUGCCUUAAAUGUUGAAGAGGAGUGUGUGAAUUUUGACGAUUAUUUUUCGCAAUGUAUUUGGAAGAUGUGGCAUCUCUUUGCGAAUGUUUCACUUUUCAGGUACAGAGCUGUUUGCCUUGCUGCUGAUGGUGUUGGAGUGGGGCCGACCAGUUCUGCUGUCUCCUCUGAGACCCAUCUGUGACCUGCGGGUCCUCGACCACUUCAUCAAGGAGGCACAAGACGCAGAGGUUGCCAUGCGGUCGUGUCGAGAAGGAUGUGGCCUUGCCAUGCCUGUCACCGUUCCCCAGACGAGGGUAGACUUUGCUGCCUGGGAAACGAAAAAUACUGUGGAGCAGGCUCGGGAGGUGCAGGCGGGCUUGUGGCUGCUCAACCAGGCCAUGGGCUCACUACAAGCCUCGGGCAGCAACGCCGCACUGCGCAGCCACACGGACAGCGCCCUGAGGAAUAUGCUGAGCAUAGGGCAGGUGCUGCGCAGCCUGAGCAUCCAGGAGUUCACCACUCCGGGCGCGCUCCGUGCCGAGGAGACAUGGCGUGUGUCCACCGCCUCGGAGCUACUCCAGGUCCACGUCAACUUCCUGCGCGGCAAAGUACGCCUCCUGCUGUCCAACGCACCUGCCUGCCACCAAGGCGUAAGCUGAUUGGUCUUCCUCACCCAAAGGCUGUGCCUAAGCCAAUUGGAACUUCCCAUGGCAAAGGGGCCGGAUUAGACCUUAAGACCCUGUUUAUUGCCUGUGGAGGUGUGUGGACUGAUGUCCU
This is a messenger RNA of Hypomesus transpacificus, 789 nucleotides long. RefSeq names its product erythropoietin a (gene epoa). Gene Ontology annotation, cellular component: extracellular region. The record is from RefSeq and is a predicted model, not a curated record. Lineage: Eukaryota; Metazoa; Chordata; Actinopteri; Osmeriformes; Osmeridae. Bases 117 to 671 code for a protein of 184 amino acids. Gene Ontology annotation, biological process: nucleate erythrocyte development. Gene Ontology annotation, molecular function: cytokine activity; erythropoietin receptor binding; hormone activity. The transcript is spliced from 5 exons.